AUGACUCUUAAAUAUUCCCAUUUAGGAAGUUAUUUUCUGCUUGAGUAUCAUCAAGCACAAGACCAGCUGGAGCUUCUGCAGAACGCCCAACGGCAGUCAAGUGGGUGGCAGCCUCCUCAUUCUGACCAUUACAAGUUGAAUUUUGAUGCGGCUAUAUAUACAGAUUUGGGAUGUUCAGGGGUGGGUGCUAUUAUUCGGAAUGAGAGGGGAGAGGUUAUGGCAGCUCUGUCUGCUAAGGGACCGUUUGUUCAGGACAGUGAGGAGGCGGAGACUUUAGCUUGUCGAAAAGCACUUGAAUUUGCUAUUGAUGUGGGAAUUUCAGACUUGAUAAUUGAGGGUGACAAUGUAUCAGUAAUGAGAGCUGUGGCAUCAAACUGUAUGGAUGGAUCCAGAUUAGGCAACAUCCUUGAAGACAUUCAUUGGCUUGUAAGGAGUCUGCGAUGGAGUUCCGUUAGCUGUGUGAAGCGAAGUGCCAAUACCGUCGCCCACUCUUUAUCCCGUUUUGCUAGAAAUGUACCAGAUGAGCUGGUUUGGAUUGAGGAUAGUCCACAACCUGCUAGAGAAGCUUUGUAUAAUGACUCAUUGAUUUUCAGUUAG
Messenger RNA from Quercus lobata, 597 nucleotides. RefSeq lists its product as uncharacterized. Lineage: Eukaryota; Viridiplantae; Streptophyta; Magnoliopsida; Fagales; Fagaceae. The transcript has a single exon. Gene Ontology annotation, molecular function: nucleic acid binding; RNA-DNA hybrid ribonuclease activity. The record is from RefSeq and is a predicted model, not a curated record. Bases 1 to 597 code for a protein of 198 amino acids.